Messenger RNA from Aphanomyces invadans, 4159 nucleotides. RefSeq lists its product as hypothetical. Lineage: Eukaryota; Oomycota; Saprolegniomycetes; Saprolegniales; Verrucalvaceae. The transcript is spliced from 12 exons. The coding region runs from base 642 to 3680 and encodes 1012 amino acids. The record is from RefSeq and is a predicted model, not a curated record.
UGCCGCGAUACCACCAUCACUCUGCAUCGAGACACACUUCGAUCCUUGUGAUAGAAAAGCUGGAGCAUGGAGCUGAGGAAGCGCUUGUCUGUGGGCUUGAAUGUGGAGUCUUCAGCGAAGGAACAGCGGCCACCUGAGAAGAGAUCCCAUGGUCGGAGCCGGAGUCGCAGCCGGUCUAGCGACGCUGACGUCGCGCACAAACUUCAGCGAAACAACGACAUUGCUGGCAUGCUUGAGCGCAACGAGAUUGUUGCCAUGGGGACAACUUCUUCUACGGAUACUGCGAAGUGCGACCUCUGCGACGGACUCUGGACUGGUACAUAUCACCAUCACGACAAACUCAUUGUAUUCUCGCAGAUGAAAGCGCGUCGGCGCUGUUUGAGUUUCGACCGAGUGGUAUCGUGUGCGACCAAUCGUGCCUGGCGUUUGCCGCCUCUUUCGUUGAAAAACACCCGUCGAUCCAAAGCCGCGACGACUACCUCAACUACCGUCGGUCCGUCCAACCAAACCAGUCGGGGGUCUUCAAGAUCGUAGCCGACAAAGCCGUGGACCUGCCCAGCGUGCGUUGGGUCGGUCGCCAAGACCCAUACGUGCGGCUAGCACUCUUGCCGUGGAACGAACCAGUGCAAACCAAAGCUGCCAUGAGCGGGGGAAAGAACCCGGUCUGGUUGGAUGCACACGCCAACGAAAUGCGCCUGCAGCACCGGUGCAACAGCUCCAACAACCCUGUGCCAACGUUGGAAGUCCAAGUUUGGAACGAAAACUACAUGUUCGCGCAUGACCUGCUCGCCAGCUCCCUCGUGACUACGGCACCGCUGUUGCAGCACCCGGGCAUUUCCAUCUCGCGAUGGUUCACGCUUGUGUCACCGUCCAACUCGACGUCGUCGUUGAGCCAGCGAGCACGCAUCUACUUUACGAUGCAGUUUGACCCCCAAACCCGAUUGCAUCGGCUCGUAUCGUCCGAUCCGGCCGAAGUUGUCGUUCGCGACCACAAGUUCCGCGUCCACUCGCUCAAGUCUGUUGGGGUCUGCAUUUUGUCGUGUGGCGUGUGCGAGCGAGUGAUCAUGAGCACGAUCAAGACACAGUGGGGCUAUCGAUGCGAGGGAUGCGGCAUCGACGUCCACAAGGGAUGCAUGAUGCUUGCCAACACAAACCUGCCAUGCCCGCGUCAAGACCAAGACUCGUCCGGCUCAAACAACGACAACGACGACGGCAUCGACGAUCGGUCGGUCUUGAAAAGAGAUCGAUACGUUGUGUCGCCGAAAGACGGCUCGAGUGGGUACCUUUUGGUGCAGCCCCCUCUGUCGGCCAACCCGCUCCCGAGCUUCGGCAAACUCUACGUCAACGUGCAAGGAGCUCACAUGUGCUCGAAACAUUGCAACGCCGCCGAGAACCUCCAUGCGUCCAACAUCUUUGACGGGGACACGUACUGUCGGCUCAGCGUCGAUGGCGUUCGCCACGAAUCCAAAGAAGUGUACAAGAGUGCCGAUCCAGUCUACGACGAUAAAUCGUGCUUUGACAUUACCCAUCGCGACACGACCCUGCUCUUGGAAGUUGUGGAUUUGACGACCAACGUCCCUGUCGGGUCAAUGUCGGUGCUGCUAUUUGAAUUGCUCCAAAUGGACGCUGACGAGGUCAUGCAGUCACUUCCCACGCCGCGUUUCGUCCACACGUCGCUGCAUGGCUCGACAUUAUUCAAUCGCGCCAAGACGACGUUUCCGCUCAAGCUCAAGUCGCAAGUCGUCGGCCACGUGCAUGUGUCGCUGCACUACGCCGAGGAAAAGCAAAAGCUGCUGUUGUACGUCCCCAAACAGCGCAUGGUGCUGCAAGGCCGCGAAGAAAAGGACUUUUCGGUCGAAACACUCAAGACCAACAUCGAUCGCCUCGCCCGUGUCCUGGCCCUCGUGCCUUGGCUCGAACAACAGUACGUGGCCAUCAUCACGUGGAAGCACCCCGUCCAGUCGGGCGUGAUCCUGGCCUGGUUCACGGCAGCAUGCUUGUUCUUGAAUGCCGAGUACCUCCCAGCCAGCUUCUUUCUGGUCGCGAUUGCGUACAUGCUUUACACGCUGUGGCAACGCUUGACUGGCGCGUACUUGUUGAAGUGGGUCGCAUUCGACGAAGAUGUGAUGGAGUCGUCUCGACUGUUCCGGCCGGUCGCGUCUCUCUUUGUCGCUGUUCUCGAAGCCUCGUAUCCGCCAAAGGAAAUGGCGCCUUCGUCCACCGCACACUACGUGUUUGUCCGAGCCAACUACCUUCCAAACGACAUGGACGUCAACGACUCGGGACUGGUCUACUCUGGAGGCGACGAAUUCGUCAUUGGACGAACGCAUGCUGUUCGCCAGACACCGCAUCCGACAUGGAGGGAUGGGUCGAACGUGGUGUCUCAUUUGACUCCUCCUGGACUCUUCCGCCCCAACACGCCACCCAAGAAGGAGCACGUGUUUCGAAAUGCCCACGUGUCAUGGCCCACCCACACGACGAACGGAGCCCCAGUGACGGACUACCAUACGCUCGUGUAUCCGUUGGUGCAAGCUGCCAAGCGCUUCGACAAUGGCCGGGAACUGCUCGUCCCAUGGACAGCGUUUCCAGGGCUGCUGCGGUGUGAUCUGGUCCAAGUGGCCGAAACCAGUCCUGGCCAUGCCGUGACCGGGGAAAUUGUGCUCGCAUCGACAGCUCCGAUUCCGCUCGUGCGACUUGUCGAUUCGGAUGAAGAGACACUGACGUUGCCGCUGGUGCUGAACAGCAAGGUAUCCACUGCCGGCGAUGAAGAGCCACGAGCGUCGUUGACGGUGCGAUUGAAAAUGCAACUCCCCCCACGAAAUCCAUCGUCGUCUGCGUCCAGAGUUGGCGCCGGGCCGGCGGAGAAGCGGUGGUCCAAAUUUGUCCAGGACGCGCUGGCUGAAAAAGACGCCAAGACAACCCUCAGCACCACGUUGUUUGGUGCGCUGUGGAAAGCCAAAGAUACGACAACGACGGUCCAAAAUGCCAUCGGUCGGCUGUGCGCCACCGUCGUGUGCACACAAAAUUUGUUCAAUUGGACCCAUCCGUGGAAAACGGCGCUCGUGUUUGGUGUGUGCGUCGGUGGAUCGCUUCUGUUUUCGUUCGUCCCGGCUCGGUACCUCAUCUUGGUCGGUGGACUCCUCGAAUUUGCGGCGGGGCUGCGCGAAGACCGGCCACCGAGUAACACUGCGCGCAACAUCCUGUGGAACUUUAUUUCUUCUUUACCCACCGACACCGACUUGAUCCAGGCAUACGACGAACAGCGACGGGCGUACGUAGCAAGACGAACGAGCGCCGAGCUUGUCGAUGCCGCGGCCUGUCGUCGGCUCAAGCUGCAAGCGCUCUGGCUCGGCUCGGUUCUAGUCAAAAUGGAGAAUGACCGCUCGUGGAAGCCCCUGUGUGUGGCAUUUCGUCGGUCGCGCUUUGUCUUUUGGAAGUCGAUGGACGAUGUCGAGGCGUGCGCGCCUCCUCUUGGCCAACUCAUCAUCGACUCCAUGGACGACAUUAAAGCCAUCCCAGACCUCAUGGCUCGCAAACCCGACGAUCCACCGUUUAUCUUUUACGUGCUGGGCAACACUGGCGAAUCGUAUCAAGAAAAACGAUUUUUCGGAUUUACAGAGCCCACGACCCGCGACGAACUGCUCAGCGUGAUCAAGGCGUCGUUCUGCUCCACGUGCUAAGCGACGUCGACAUCUUUAUCUUGCCACCGCGUCGUCCUCUGGCCUGUUGAAAGUCUUCAGCUGCUCCGUCGUCAUCUCGAGAACCCUGUGCAGAAUGAAUUUUCGAUGCCACCGGUACACCACCGCCGUUCGGUGGGUAUCUGUCAUGUCGUUCGCGUCGAGCAUGGCACUGUCUUGGUCGAUGGUUGUGGGAAGCGCUGCCAAGUGAUGCUGAAGCUGGUCUCGUAGCCGCAUCAGAGCUCUCAUCUCGACGACGGGGUGUUGCGGUUCUAAGAUGGACGUGUCGGUCGAGGCGGCGACCAGCGACGCACAUCGGUAGUACGGAAGCACUUCGUUCAACGUUGUGUCGGGCGAGAAGCGAAGGCGCGAUGGGAACGGCAUGAGGUGGGCGGCAAGGAAGAGCCGUCGUCGCUCGGGCUUUGGCAGCGAAAACUCGAUCGCGUCUAUGUCAAAGUCGACAAAGUCCCAUUCGUUUCGUG